Molecule: messenger RNA, 2800 nt
Organism: Danio aesculapii
Lineage: Eukaryota; Metazoa; Chordata; Actinopteri; Cypriniformes; Danionidae
Product: GTPase IMAP family member 8
Exons: 6
Coding region: 75-2057 (660 amino acids)
Molecular function (GO): GTP binding
Source: RefSeq, a predicted model, not a curated record
UAGUGUCAAAGACACAUUUAAGAGUUCUCACUCUGAUCAGCAUUGGAUUCUGUUUAUUCCUGAUUCAACUCAACAUGUCACAAUUGGAGAGCACAAAAUGGGAGCAACCUGGCAAAGGUGACAAGAUUACUAUGGUGCUGCUGGGAAAGAACAGCAAUGACAAGUCAAUGAUAGGGAACAUCAUGCUAAACACCGAAGUUUUCACUGCUGGAAAUGACAAAUGCGCUAGAAACACAGGAACAGUGGAUGGCUAUAAUAUCUGCAUCAUCAACACUCCAGACCAUUUUCAUAAACAAAACCCAAAGGACGCAACUGAAAAUAUGAAGGAAAUUCGAAUGCAUUAUUCGGGUCGGCGCGCGUUUCUUCUGAUAAUAAAAGACAAACAGCUUUCAGACGAAGAGAUGGAGAUGUUCACCCAGCUGAAAGUGAUAUUUGGUGAGAAAAUGGUGGAAAAUGGGAUUGUAGUAUUUGUUAGCAAUCAAGAAAUCCAAUCUGGAGUGGUAUUUCUCCAAGCUGAUGCGAAUCUGAAAAAACUACUAGUGGACUGUGGACGGAGAUUGUGUGUGUACAACCGGAUAAGAAAUGCAAAAGGUAAUGAGCUGAUCAAACAGAUCAUGGAACAAUGGGAGUCAAUACGCAAGAAAAAUGAUUAUGACGCAAGAAUCCCCCCAUAUGGUGCUAAUAGGAUUUAUGAAGAAAUUAAUCCAUAUCAAGAAAUGAAGCCAGCAUCACCUGUAUCAUGGGAGGCUGAAAAAAGCAAAGAAACCCCACUGACGCAUCUGCAACAAGUACAACAAUCCAUCCGGACAUCUGGAAAUGAACAAAUGACUGGAAUGACGACAGUGGUCCUGCUGGGAAACGAUAGCACAAAGAAGGUUCGCAUUGGGAACACGAUUCUGGACAGACCACAUUUCCAAACUAAAGACACUUGUGAGAGGAUUGUGCAUAUUAUUGAUGGUCAGAAGGUGUGUAUUAUCAACACUCCAGACCUUUUUCAUAAAUCUGUUUGGUGCGAUGCAGAAGCUGCCGCUAUGGAAGAGCUGAAGCCUACAUACACAGGGCCACGCGUUUUCCUCCUAAUUCUCCGUGGCAAACAUCUGUCUUCACAAGACAUGGAGAUGUUUAGUGAACUAAAGAAGAAGCUUGGAGAGAAGAUGGUGGAAAACACGAUUGUGAUGGUUGAAAAGAAGUCAGCCUCUAGCUCAAUGGACAAACAUAUUUCCUUUAAAAGCCAAUACCAAGCAAUCCUAAAAGAGUGCGGAGGACGGAAGUGUAAUUACAACAGAGAAAUGAAGAGUGCUGAAUUAAUCAGAGAGCUGAAGAGACACACAGAAAGCUUGGGGAAUUACCAAAAAUCUGCAUUGGACAGAGAAAGAGGCCCAGACAGUUUCAGAAAGCAUGAGAAUGCUUUACAAGCAGUGCAACCACAGCCAUCAAUUAAGGAGCAUCUCCAGAAAGACUUGACCAUCGUUCUGCUGGGACAGACAGGAAGCGGAAAGAGUGCUACAGGAAAUACCAUCCUAAAAAAGCAAGCUUUUACCUCGCAUGCCAGUUCUGUGCCAGUAACAACAGAGUGUCAAAAGGUAAGGGCGGUUGUUUUUGAGAAGAUCAUGACGGUUAUAGACACCCCAGAUUUCUUUAACGAAGACCUUACAGACCAGGAAGACCAGAUAAAGAGGUGCAAGGACCUCGCUCAGCCUGGGCCUGAUGUGUAUUUGCUGGUCAUGCAGCUGGGACGUUUCACUGAGGGCGAGAGAGAGGUUCUACCAAAUUUGAAGAAAGCGUUUGGUGAAGACGUGACUUCAAAAAUAGUGAUUCUUUUCACUGGCAAAGAGAAGCUAAGAGACAAGUCUUUACCAGAUUACAUCAGUGGCAGUGACCAAGAACUUCAGGAACUGGUCAAAUCCUGUCAUUCAAGGUGUCACGCGUUUAACAACAAUGACAAGAACCAUCAUCAAGUGAAAAAACUGCUAAAUUUAAUUGUAAGCAUGCAGGGAAAUGCAGAAAAUUAUCCCAAAAAGAAGCAUAAGGACAAAGACAAUUGUGAUAUCUUGUGAGAUAAUGAGCUGUUUGAAUGAAGACAAAACUAAAAGGGACCACCUAGUUUCUAGAAGUAGAUGUAUACAUAUCCAUGUGUAGCUAAUAUUUAUGCUUUGAACUAACAUUUGCCAAAUUAAGAAGGAGAUAUAGAUAUAUAUAUAUAUACAUACAUACACACACACACACACACACACACAUACACACACAGUUGAAGUCAAAAUUAUUGGCCCCCUUUUGAAUAUUUUUUUUCUUUUUAAAAUAUAUUUUUUAAAUACUUUGGCUUACCAAAGUCCCUUUAAGACAAGACAUUUCACUCGGCAGCCGUUUUUGAAACACCUUACAGGCAUUCUGUCUGAAUGGAGAAACAUCAAAUUCUCCAAAACUGCCUGCCAAACUUACCAUUGAAUUUCAUAUUAGGAAUCACCAAUAAAAUUAAACGACAACUGUCUUUAGUUUCAUUUCUAAACAUCCAAAUCACACAAAAUCUGCAGAAACUCACGUCUGGUCUGAGACCCUCCCCUGAAGUAUUGUCAGUCUAUAACGAUCGAUGAUUGGCUCCUGUACUAGAAGGCAGGCUUUAUUCGCCAUAUAGCGAUCGAUGAUUACCUCUUGUACGAGAAGGCGGGGUCUUUAUUCACCAUAUUGACCAUUAAACUUUUCCCCAUUCAAAAAGACACGAAUGACAUGUGUUGUGUAUUCUAUAGUCUUUGGGCUUACACACAGCAUUGAUGGUUUAUAAAAAAAAAAAAUCUAAUCAACA